UGUGGGUGACGUGGCGGCUCCUACUCUUUGGUCCGGUUUCGGCGCCGUACAAGUCCGGCGAGGAGGCUCCGACGGCCUGGGGAGAGUGGCAGUGGCUGCGGCGGUAGGCAUCAGAGGAGUCCGAGGUUAUGCGACUCGAUGAUCCCGCGGAAACGCUACGGAUCUAAGAACACGGAUCAGGGUGUCUACCUGGGUCUCUCAAAGACGCAGGUUCUGUCCCCUGCAACUGCUAUCAGUAGCAGCAGCGACAUCGCUCCUUUGCCCACCCCGGUGGCCCAGGUCCCCUCUCCUCCCGACACCAUGUCCUGCCGGGAUCGGACCCAGGAGUUCCUGUCUGCCUGCAAGUCGCUGCAGAGCCGUCAGAAUGGAAUCCAAACAAAUAAACCAGCCCUACGUGCUGCCCGACAACGCAGUGAAUUUACCCUCAUGGCCAAGCGCAUUGGGAAAGAUCUCAGCAAUACCUUUGCCAAGCUGGAGAAGCUAACAAUCUUGGCAAAGCGCAAGUCCCUCUUUGAUGAUAAAGCAGUAGAAAUUGAGGAGCUAACGUACAUCAUCAAACAGGACAUCAAUAGCCUCAACAAACAAAUUGCUCAGCUUCAAGAUUUUGUGAGGGCCAAGGGCAGCCAGAGUGGCCGGCAUCUGCAGACCCAUUCUAAUACCAUUGUAGUUUCGUUGCAGUCAAAAUUGGCUUCCAUGUCCAAUGACUUCAAGUCAGUUUUAGAAGUGAGGACUGAGAAUCUGAAACAGCAGAGGAACCGUCGGGAACAGUUCUCCAGGGCACCAGUGUCGGCCUUGCCCCUUGCCCCCAACCACCUUGGGGGUGGUCCCAUAGUUUUGGGAACAGAGUCCCGAGCUUCCAGGGAUGUGGCCAUCGACAUGAUAGACUCUAGAACAAGCCAGCAACUUCAGCUCAUUGACGAGCAGGAUUCCUACAUCCAGAGUCGGGCAGACACCAUGCAGAACAUUGAGUCUACAAUCGUUGAGCUGGGCUCCAUUUUUCAGCAAUUGGCACACAUGGUUAAAGAACAGGAGGAAACGAUUCAGAGGAUCGACGAGAAUGUGCUUGGAGCCCAGCUGGAUGUUGAGGCUGCCCAUUCAGAGAUCCUCAAGUACUUCCAGUCAGUCACCUCCAAUCGAUGGCUCAUGGUCAAAAUCUUCCUCAUCCUCAUUGUCUUCUUCAUCAUCUUUGUUGUCUUCCUUGCCUGAACCCACCUCCCUCACUUUGAGGCACUCCAUGGAGGGUUUAGGACCCUCUUGGUAGGUCAGGUGGCCACUGUUGCCAUGGAACCUGUGCAGGGUGUUUGGGAGAAAGGCCAUAUCCUUGGAACUGCUAAGAAUGGCCAGUGUCCCUGAUAUUCCCCACCCUUGUCUCUGGCCACUCUGUCCUACCUUCAGGCCCAUGAAACACACUGGUUCUGGAUUUGGACUCUGCUAUGAAGUAGCUUGGAGCAGAAGCCAGCUAGGGGCCAGUUGUCUCCACCAUGAGAUUUUUAUAAACCCUUCCCAGCCUCCCCCAAAGGUAAACUGGCAACAAGAGGAGAUAAGCCCCUCCUUGCCUUCUUGAGAGUGAGGCAAGGAAGUAAAACUAUCCCAGGGACCAACUUUACCAUCUGGGUUAGUUAGAACUUGACUGCCUUCCCCACUUCACCAUGUGAGGUGAGGGGGCUCUGAGCCCUACAGUUGCCUGCACAAACCUGACUUUGGCUACUGGUGACUUUCAAUCUGCCAAAUGUGCUGCAGCCUGUUUCCUCCCAAUUACAGCAAGACUGUCAGCUUCA
Messenger RNA from Psammomys obesus (fat sand rat), 1778 nucleotides. RefSeq names its product syntaxin 5 (gene Stx5). The record is from RefSeq and is a predicted model, not a curated record. Gene Ontology annotation, molecular function: SNARE binding; SNAP receptor activity. The transcript is spliced from 11 exons. Bases 139 to 1206 code for a protein of 355 amino acids. Gene Ontology annotation, biological process: intracellular protein transport; endoplasmic reticulum to Golgi vesicle-mediated transport; vesicle fusion. Gene Ontology annotation, cellular component: endomembrane system; SNARE complex; Golgi membrane. Lineage: Eukaryota; Metazoa; Chordata; Mammalia; Rodentia; Muridae.